Molecule: messenger RNA, 817 nt
Organism: Procambarus clarkii (red swamp crayfish)
Lineage: Eukaryota; Metazoa; Arthropoda; Malacostraca; Decapoda; Cambaridae
Source: RefSeq, a predicted model, not a curated record
CUUUUGUCAGACUCGACAAGAAAUUUAAUGAUUUAAGUAUAUAAAUUUUAUUUUGUAGAAGGCAGGAUUGUUUACUGUGAAGGUGGAGGUUGAAAAUGUGAAUGCUUAAGGGAGCAGAGUAUAAGCUUGAGCCAAUGCUGUCAGUGAAACGACUAGAUAUUACACUAACGAGAUACUAAGAUAUCUAACAACUAUCUACUCUGAGUGAAAUAAGCAGUCGCGCAUUCCCAUCAAACCUGAACAGUGGUACAUUCUAUUGUACAGUGGAUUACACAGUUCUAGAACUGCUUCACCUGACCGAGACCGAGAACAAAUAAAACAGUGAAACACGAUUCGAAACACGAUUCGAAACACGAUUCGAAACACGAUUCGAAACGCCCUAGACGGAAAGUGAACUCACUCUCCAGCCGUCACUAUGAGAGAGCGGUGCUGGUUACGGCAGUGGUGGUGUGUGAUAGUGUUAAGUGUGUGUUUGAUGGUGUGUGUGGUGGUGAGCGCCCCUGGGGACGAGGAGGGGGGCACCGGCCGCCCCGGCUACCGGCGCCGUCAACAAGUUCCCAGACACACAGGGAGGAACGCGGUGGCCGCAAGAGGGAACGUCUGCCCAUACACAGUCAGCAAGAUGGUGUCCUGCAAGGUUACCAACGGCACCGAGACCUACACUGGCAAGGUUGCCAUUGGCAAGCGUGUCCAGUUCAUGACGAUGACGCGGCCCCGAUAUGUGACGUCGUUUAAGGAGGUGCAGGAUACGGAGUAUGGCUGCUGCCCUGGCUUCUACGGUGACAACUGUGAUAACUGUGAGUUGUAUAAUUACUAA